Molecule: messenger RNA, 5339 nt
Organism: Lynx canadensis (Canada lynx)
Lineage: Eukaryota; Metazoa; Chordata; Mammalia; Carnivora; Felidae
Gene: PDE4DIP
Product: phosphodiesterase 4D interacting protein
Source: RefSeq, a predicted model, not a curated record
AUGAAUGAAGGCAGCGUCUCCAUUAUGCACAGCCCGUCCCCGGUGCAGGUUCUGGUGGGAACGAGUCACCUUUUUCUUCUGGACUCACUUCCAGGUGCAGCUGCAGGGGACGAUACUGAAGAUGCUAGUACCGAGUUCACCGACAGCAUCGAGGAGGAGGCUGCACACAACAGCCACCAGCAGCUCAUCAAGGUGGCUUUGGAGAAGAGCCUGGCAGCUGCAGAGACCCAGAACAUGUGCCUUCCCCCUCCUUCCUCGACAGGAGGGGAUGGUAACAGGGGUCUUCAGGAGGAAAUGCUCCACCUGAGGGCUGAGAUCCACCAGCACUUAGAGGAGAAGAGAAGAGCUGAGGGGGAACUGAAAGAGCUAAAGGCUCAAAUUGAGGAAGCAGGAUUCUCCUCUGUGGCCCACAUCAGGAAUGCCAUGCUGAGCCUUUGCCUUGAGAAUGCAGAGCUGAAGGAGCAGAUAGGAGAAGCAAUGUCUGACGGAUGGGAGAUAGAGGAAGACAAGGAGAAGGGCGAGGUGACGCUGGGAACUGUGGCAACCAAGGGGGGUCUGAAUGAGAGUAGCCUUCAGGCCGAGUUCAGAAAGCUCCAGGGAAAACUGAAGAAUGCCCACAGCAUCAUCAGCCUCCUCAAAGAGCAGCUGGUACUGAGCAGCAGGGACAGCGAUAGUCCACUUAGUCCAGAGCUCCUCGUGCGCCUGGCCCAGGAGAUCGACAGGAUGAGUGCAGAGCCGGGCUGUUUUCCUGAGAAGUCCCGAUGCCAAGAAGAGGAGCACGUGACCACGAAGCCCUGCCCCAGGCCCCAGAGCCUCAACCUUGGGGCUGCCCUCGCAGGGGCUGCCGAUCAACUGGAUAACCAGCCCCAGGCCAGAGACCCCGGGCCUCAGUCAGAAUGUGGCCUUCCUGGAUCCACCAAGCACCUGCGCUCCCAGCUGGCACAAUGCAGACAGCGCUAUCAGGAUCUCCAGGAGAAGCUGCUGAUCUCCGAAGCCACGGUCUUUGCCCAGGCCAAUCAGCUGGAGAAAUACCGAGUCAUGCUUAGUGAAUCCCUGGUGAAGCAGGACAGCAAGCAGGUGCAGGUGGACCUCCAGGAUCUGGGCUAUGAGACAUGUGGCCGAAGCGAGAAUGAGGCCGAGCGGGAGGAGAGCACCAGUCCUGAGUGCGAGGAGCACCUGAUGGGCUCACCGCUGGCCAGCCCCCCUGGGAAAAAGCCCUUGGAGAGCCAUCGAGGGAAGCAGGAGUUCCAGGCGUGUGGAAAGUCAGAAGACAUCUCUGUCCUCCAUAAGGACAUCAGAGACCUGAAGACCCAGCUGCAGAACGCCAACAAGAUCAUUCAGAACCUCAAGAGCCGGGUGCGGUCCCUCUCAGUGACAAGCGAUUAUUCAUCUAGUCUGGAGAGACCUCGAAAGCUGAAGGCCGUUGGCGCCCUCGAGGGAUCCUCCCCUCAUAGUGUCACUGACGAGGAUGAGGGGUGGCUGUCCGAUGGCACUGGGGCUUUCUACCCCCCAGGGCUUCAGGCUAAAAAGGAUCUGGAGAGUCUGAUCCAGAGAGUGUCCCAGCUAGAGGCCCAGCUCCCGAAAACUGGAACGGAAGGGAAGCUGGCCGAGGAGCUGAGGUCAGCCUCGUGGCCUGGGAAAUAUGAUUCCCUGAUUCAGGAUCAGGCCCGAACUAUCCUACCUACGCCAGAAGAUAAGAGAAGGGAGAGGUAUCUGUUAUCUUCUCACCCAGCAUGCAAAAGAUACGUAAAAUCUUUUGAGGACCUUCUUAGGAGCAAUGACAUUGACUACUACCUGGGGCAGAGCUUCAGGGAGCAACUUGCCCAAGGAAGCCAGCUGACAGAGAGGCUUACCAGCAAACUCAGCACCAAAGAUCACAAAAGUGAGAAAGAUCAAGCUGGACUCGAACCGCUGGCUCUCAGGCUCAGCAGGGAGCUUCAGGAGAAGGAGAAGGUGAUUGAAGUCCUGCAGGCCAAGCUGGAUGCCCGGUCCCUCACGCCCUGCAGCAGCCACGCCUUGUCAGACCCCCAGCGCUCUCCCAGCAGCUCCUCCUUCCUGUCUGAUGAGCUGGAGGCCUGCUCUGACAUGGACGUAGCCAGCGAGUACACACAUUACGAAGAGAAGAAGGCUCCGCCCAGUCACUCAGAUUCCAUCCACCAUUCGAGUCAUUCUGCUGUACUGUCUUCUAAACCAUCAGCAACCAGUGCACCUCAGGGGGUUAAGGCCGAACCCAGCAGCAACCCCAUCAGCUUGCCAGCUCCCCAGAACCCCCCCCAGGAGGCCAGCCAGGCCCAUCCAGGCCUUCAUUUUCCCUCCAUACCCUCGCUGGCUAGCCUUCCCCAGGCACCACUGCCCUCAGCUCCACCCAGCUUCCUGCCCUUCAGCUCCACUGGCCCUCCCCUCCUUGGCUGCUGUGAGACACCCGUGGUCUCCUUGGCACAGGCUCAGCAGGAACUGCAGAUGCUGCAGAAACAGUUGGGAGAAAGCAUCAGCACCGUCCAUCCUGCUUCCCCAGCUGUGCUGCCGAGCAACCAUGUAGAGGCCAGCUCCUCCCGCUACCUCAACCCUGCCCAGCCCCACUCACCUCUGAGAGGCAGUACAGAACUGGGCAGAAUCCUGUCCCCUGGCUACCUUGGCAGCGGCAGCCAGUGGGAUGUGAUGAGGCCUCAGAAAGGGAGCGUGGCAGGCGACCUGUCCUCAGGCUCAUCCGUGUGCCAGCUGAACUCCAAACCCACAGGGGCUGACCUGCUUGAGGAACAUCUUGGUGAGAUCCGGAACCUGCGCCAGCGCCUGGAAGAGUCCAUCUGCAUCAACGACCGCCUGCGGGAGCAGUUGGAGCACAGGCUUAGCUGUGCGGCCCGCGGGAACGGAUCCACGUCUAAUUUCUACAGUCCCAGCCUGGAACCCACACCUCAGCUCUACAACGAGAACAGAGUCCUUAAGGAAGAAAACCGGAGCCUUCAGGCUCAGCUGAGUCAUGUUUCCAGAGAGCGCUCCCAGGAGACGGAGUGCCUGAGGGAGGCCCUGCUGUCCUCUCGGUCCCGGCUUCAAGAGCUGGAGGUGGAGCUGGAGCACCAAAAGGGGGAACGGCAGCAGCUUUUGGAAGACUUAAAAGAGAAGCAGCAGGAGAUCUUGCGUUUCCAGGAGGAACGACUCUCCCUCCAAGAGAAAGACUCCAGGCUGCAGCACAAGCUGGCCCUCUUGCAGCAACAGUGCGAAGAGAAACAGCAGCUCUCUCAGUCCCUCCAGUCAGAGCUACAGAUCUACGAGGCACUUUAUGGCAACUCCAAGAAGGGGCUGAAAGCUUCCACCUGGGAUGCCUGUCACCAGGUCCCUAUGAACAGUGACCUGAGCCACCUGGUGGCAGAGAUCUGAGCUUUGCGAGGGCAGCUGGAGCAGAGCAUCCAGGUGAAUAACUGUCUGCGGCUGCAGCUGGAACACCAGCUGGAUGGCGGGGGGAGCACAGCCCGCCUCAGUCCUUCUGCCAACCAGGAGGACCCUGGAAACAAGCAGCCACUCUUCCAAGAUCCAGUUGCUUCCCCUCCAGUCCGAGAUGUUGGCAUGAAUUCUCCAGCUCUCGUGUUCCCUAGCUCUUCUCCUGCUGCUCCUGGCUCGGAGACUGCCAUCUUCAAUAGGACAAAUGAGCUGGGUUUGGACGCUUCUCCAGUAAUGAAGAACCCCGCCAAGCUAGAGGGUGAAGCUACUGAUGGUUCCUUUGCCAAUAAGCAUGGCCGCCACGUAAUUGGCCACAUUGAUGACUAUAGUGCCCUAAGACAGCAGAUUGGGGAGGGCACACUGCUGGUCAAAAAGAUAGCAGCAUUUGUGAGAUCAGCCUGCACCUUCCCUGGCCUUGAAGCUCAGGGCACAGAGGUGCCAGGCAGCAAAGGCAUCCAUGAACUCGGGAGCAGCGCACAGGCCCUGCAGCACACACUGGAGGAGUCAGCCUCCCUCCUCACCAUGUUCUGGCGAGCAGCCCUGCCAAGCCCCCCCAGCCCUGCACCGGCUGGCAACUCGGGACAGUCCCUGAAAAGGGAACUUCUGGAACUGAGAACCAAACUGUCCGCACAGGAGAAUCUCCUUCAGAGCACAGCUGAGCGUCUGAAGACCGCCAACCAGCAGAAGGAGACCAUGGAGCGGUUCAUCUUCAGCCAGUUGACCAGGACACAUGACGUGUUGAAGAAGGCAAGGACAAAUUUGGAGGCCAAGUCAGGAGUCCGAGGAAAGCAAAAGAACACUUACAAGAUGGCCUCUGUAAAGCCUUAUUCCUGUCCCAGCAAAGGUGAAGUGCCUGAGGGCUCUGCCAGGCACCCCAGUCUUGUGACCCUUGCCUUCCAGGAGUCACGCAAGAAGAGGAGCCUGCAGAGAUCCUUCAAGCAGCAAGAAGGAUGGGCCCACCCCCCCGUGGUGCAACUCCCACCUGCUGAUGAGACCUGGGCCCCACUCCUGCACACCUGUUGGAGGGUGCAGGAGGAGCCAGACGCGUGGCCCAGUGCAGGAGGGCGGAAGGUAGAGAGCCUGUCCUGCGGUUAAGGAGCACCAUCAAGAGAACCACCAGCCAGGGUGCCCUGGGCCUAGCCCUGAGCAGAACAGGCACGGUUUGUACAGGGCCUUGUGACCCUGCUUCUAAACGCCACACUGGCCUGGGAACUCGCAAUGGCCACUUCUCGCUUCAGUGCCCUUCCUCACGUGGUCACCCAGGGGAAACAGGACCCUGCUCCCUACGGAUGGGACACGCGGUCCCCACACGGGAGCUCCUCAGCAGUUCUAAAGCACACGAGUGACAGCGGUGCCCUGAGGGACAGUGGGGCUCAGCCGGCACUACUCCCAGACGUACGCUUGCUCGGGGCCAGCUCAGCCCGGCCAGCGUGGGCUGGGCGUCCGUCUACACUGCAGCACCCGAGUGCUUUGAAUCCACGUGGCGAAAGUGGUGGCUUCCCACGUGCAAUGUCCCGCUUAGCCUGGCGCCUCCUAUUUCCAUUUAUGGCCUCCGAAGUGUGGCGAUGACCGCGGCCUAGUUACGCUGUCCCCUUUUAAAUAAGUCCUCUCUGGGGACCUGGGACUCGUGGCCAGACCAAGCCCAUCGAGAGUCCUCUGUAAGACAACCCAGUGAUCAUACUUAAGUGGCACCUGAGAGGCCCCCAGUUGUGUGAAAGCCUCGUCUGUAUCUUCCCAGUGCUUUAGAACGCGUGUCUGUCUGUAUAAAUGUACCAUAGAUAUUUCUAUCUGUCGCUAUAGCGAUAUGUUUUGGGCAACAUAACUGGUGGACAGAGUCUGUUAGAGGAAAUGAAACACAGUCUUUUCGGUGGCUAUGAAAGUAAAACGUGUAUAAAGAAAUCAAA